Messenger RNA from Plenodomus lingam JN3, 606 nucleotides. The record is from RefSeq and is a predicted model, not a curated record. NCBI's taxonomy places the organism in Eukaryota, Fungi, Ascomycota, Dothideomycetes, Pleosporales, Leptosphaeriaceae.
AUGUCCCUCACCAUUCCGCCCUCAGCCCUCUGCCCUCUGCCCUCUGCCCUCUGCCCUCUGCCCUUUGCCCUCUGCCCUCUGCCCUUUGCCCUCUGCCCUCUGCCCUUUUGCCUUCUUCUCCCCUGGCAAGCUGCGCCCCAAGGCCUUGUUUGUCUCACGCACGCCGCGAGAUCGAUACUCACAUUCGUCUCCUAUCGUACAGGGCCGACCACAAUCGAGGACCAGUGGGACAAUUCUCUUGCUCACGCUACCAAGUACUGGUAUGACCCGACACAGUACCAUGUCGCAUGGUUUGAUAGGCUGAAAGGGGGACGCUCGACGCUGGACGCUGGACGCUGGACGCUCCAAGGCAGCCACAGCCUACCCACUCAACAGCUGCGAAGAAACACUGGCGACCGCAACGUAGACAAGCAUAAGCCUUUACAACGAGGUUUUCUUGCGCGUCUACCACUAUCUCAAGCCAUGCUCGUUCCGACAGUAGCGUCACGCCAGAUAGAUGGAUGUGGACUGUUAUCAUGUCAACAUCUCAUCGAGACUGUCAAAGUCUCCGUCGCGCAGCCCUAUCAGAUGAUGAUGAUGAUGAUGAUGGCCCCUUCGACGGUCUGA